Kogia breviceps (pygmy sperm whale) is the source of this 4217-nucleotide messenger RNA. NCBI's taxonomy places the organism in Eukaryota, Metazoa, Chordata, Mammalia, Artiodactyla, Physeteridae. The record is from RefSeq and is a predicted model, not a curated record.
CUGCAGGAGCAGCAGCAGCGGCGGCGGCGGGUACCCUGUGCCCCGCGUCCCCGACGCAGCCGACUGCGCCACCCCCACCCUCGCACGGCCGGGCGGGACCCGCGCCACCGACGCGGACCUCCGGUGGCCCUCGGCGACUUAACCCCCGCCGCGAAUACUCCGGACUCGCCCGCGGAGUUUGCCCGCCGGGGAGGGAGGCCGAGCUGGGAGAGCACUCUUGGGCUUUUCCCCACCAUUCCUUGGAUUUCGUUCCCCGGGUCGUGAGAGAACUUUGCAGCGGGCUGGAGCGCCCUUUGCGGAGAGGCUGACGAAGAGAAGGAAAGAAAGGGGGUCGACAGAGAGGCUCGGAGGAAAGGUCCGGAGCGGUCGCGCCGGCAGUGCAGGACGAGUGUACGCGGGCCGCGGCGCCCAGAUGCGCCCAGGGCUCGAGGAGCUGCGAGCGGCUGCGGGACUGCCCUCCGCGGAGUAGCCCCGUCGGGCCAGGAGGGUUUGUGCAACCGCGCAGAACACCGACAGCCGGCCGCACUGGGCGUGCCAAGCCGCCUCCCGGCGCGCCCUCCUCACUUUCUCCGCCUCAUCGUCAUCCCGCGCUCCUCGGCUCGGGUUAAGGCUGCGGGGCGCCGGGCGCGGAGCCUCUGCUGCGGCCGGGACCUCGCACCCCGCCACCUCCAGGAAGCCCGCGGGUGCCUGUUUGUGGGCGCUUCCCGGACCCGCGGGGUUCAGCCCUGUACACCGUCAGGUUUGUUUGUGUGGGGUUAGCCCGGAGCGCCGCGCCACCUGCACCUCGCCGGCGGCCGGCGCCGCGGGGAAAACCCGGAAAAGAGGCGGUACCGGAGAAUAGCAAAGGAGAGCAGCCCGCCUGGAUUUGUUUGCCCGGGACGGGUGCGGCGCACGCGGAUCGCCGAGGGGAGCGCGGCGGGAGCCACCGCGACCCCACCUCCCAGCACGGGCGGCCGAGGCCCGCGGAUUGGAGCGUAGCCCCUGCGCCCUCUUCCCGAGUGCCGGCGGCGCUCCGCAGGUUUUUGGUGCAGCCGGGCCUGGGUUGCCCCGUGAUGUGGCCCUGAGCGUAGGAGCCCGCACCGGCGGGAGCAGGAGCGGCCCGGCGCCGAGUGGCCUGUGCGCCCCGCCGAGCGCGCCUGCGUGCGUGGCCAGCGCGCUACCCGCUUCUGCCUGGCUUCCCGGCUUAAUUUUCCUCGGCGAGAUUAAAGUUGGAAAUUGGGCGGAGAAUUGAGUUGCCUGGGAACAGAGUCACGGUCGCCGCCAGAGCGAUGUUCCCGCAGAGCCGGCACCCGACGCCGCACCAGGCUGCAGGCCAGCCCUUCAAGUUCACUAUCCCGGAGUCCCUGGACCGGAUUAAAGAGGAAUUUCAGUUCCUGCAGGCGCAGUAUCACAGCCUUAAAUUGGAAUGUGAGAAACUGGCAAGUGAAAAGACAGAAAUGCAGAGGCACUAUGUGAUGUAUUAUGAAAUGUCAUAUGGAUUAAAUAUAGAAAUGCAUAAACAGUCCAGGCUAUUUUGUCGAACUUCACAUGGCCUCCUUCAGUAUCCUUCAAGGUCUAGUUCAAAUACCAACACUGCCUGUUUACUUCAAGGCCUUCCAUGGCUGCUUCAACAUGAGACUGAAAUCGCCAAGAGAUUGAAUACGAUUUGUGCACAAGUCAUCCCAUUUCUGUCUCAGGAACAUCAGCAGCAGGUGGCCCAGGCCGUCGAACGUGCCAAACAGGUGACCAUGGCAGAGCUGAAUGCCAUCAUCGGGGUACGUGGCCUACCAGGUCUACCUCCUACACAGCAGCAGUUGCAAGCUCAGCAUCUUUCUCACGGCCAUGGACCUCCAGUGCCCCUCACCCCUCACCCUUCGGGACUUCAGCCUCCUGGAAUCCCGCCCCUCGGCGGCAGUGCCGGCCUCCUGGCGCUGUCUAGUGCUCUGAGUGGCCAGUCUCACUUGGCAAUUAAAGAUGACAAGAAGCACCACGAUGCAGAGCACCACAGAGACAGAGAACCGGGCACAAGUAACUCCCUCUUGGUCCCAGACAGUCUAAGAGGCACAGAUAAACGCAGAAAUGGACCCGAGUUUUCCAAUGACAUCAAAAAAAGAAAGGUGGACGAUAAGGACUCUAGCCACUAUGACAGCGAUGGUGACAAAAGUGAUGACAACUUAGUUGUGGAUGUGUCUAAUGAGGACCCUUCGUCUCCACGAGCAAGCCCCGCCCACUCACCCAGGGAAAAUGGGAUCGACAAAAACCGUCUGCUAAAGAAAGACGCCUCCAGCAGCCCGGCAUCCACCGCCUCCUCGGGAAGUUCCACUUCUUUGAAAUCCAAAGAAAUGAGCUUGCAUGAAAAAGCCAGCACGCCUGUUCUGAAAUCCAGCACACCGACACCUCGGAGUGACAUGCCAACGCCGGGCACCAGCGCCACUCCAGGACUACGUCCAGGCCUCGGCAAGCCUCCAGCCAUGGACCCCCUCGUUAACCAAGCGGCGGCCGGCCUGAGGACGCCCCUGGCGGUGCCGGGUCCGUACCCGGCGCCUUUCGGGAUGGUGCCGCACGCGGGCAUGAACGGCGAGCUGACCAGUCCCAGUGCCGCCUACGCCAGCCUCCACAACAUGUCACCGCAGAUGAGCGCGGCUGCAGCGGCGGCCGCCGUGGUGGCCUACGGGCGCUCCCCAAUGGUUGGGUUUGAUCCUCCCCCUCACAUGCGUGUACCUACGAUCCCUCCAAACCUGGCAGGAAUCCCCGGGGGGAAGCCCGCAUACUCCUUCCACGUUACUGCAGAUGGUCAGAUGCAGCCUGUCCCCUUCCCCCCGGACGCCCUCAUUGGCCCCGGCAUCCCCCGCCACGCUCGCCAGAUCAACACCCUGAACCACGGGGAGGUGGUGUGUGCGGUGACCAUCAGCAACCCCACGCGACACGUGUACACGGGCGGCAAGGGCUGCGUCAAGGUCUGGGACAUCAGCCACCCCGGCAACAAGAGCCCCGUCUCUCAGCUCGACUGUCUGAACAGGGAUAACUACAUCCGUUCCUGCAAAUUGCUCCCCGAUGGCUGCACUCUUAUAGUGGGAGGGGAAGCCAGUACCCUGUCCAUUUGGGACCUGGCGGCUCCCACCCCGCGCAUCAAGGCAGAGCUGACGUCCUCGGCCCCCGCCUGCUACGCCUUGGCCAUCAGCCCCGACUCCAAGGUCUGCUUCUCAUGCUGCAGCGACGGCAACAUCGCCGUGUGGGACCUGCACAACCAGACGCUGGUGAGGCAAUUCCAGGGCCACACAGACGGGGCCAGCUGUAUUGACAUUUCUAACGAUGGCACCAAGCUCUGGACGGGCGGCUUGGACAACACGGUCCGGUCCUGGGACCUGCGCGAAGGGCGGCAGCUGCAGCAGCACGACUUCACCUCCCAGAUAUUCUCCCUUGGUUAUUGCCCAACUGGAGAGUGGCUGGCCGUGGGCAUGGAGAGCAGCAACGUGGAAGUUCUCCACGUGAACAAACCUGACAAGUACCAGUUGCAUCUCCACGAGAGCUGUGUGCUGUCCCUGAAAUUUGCGUAUUGUGGUAAAUGGUUUGUGAGUACUGGAAAAGAUAACCUCCUCAAUGCUUGGCGGACACCCUAUGGAGCUAGUAUAUUCCAGUCCAAAGAGUCCUCAUCCGUGCUCAGCUGUGACAUCUCUGUGGAUGAUAAGUACAUAGUCACUGGCUCAGGGGACAAGAAGGCUACAGUCUAUGAAGUCAUCUACUGAAAACAUUAUGUGGUUUAACGUUUAUAGUUGAAUUGGGCCAAAAUGUUUUGAAUUUGUAGAAAUAGAAAAGUUGUAACUUUAAAAACACAAAAGCCUGUUUCCAAACCUUGACACAAAACUACUCUGCGUCUACAAAGAGGAGGCAGUGAGCACAUCAACAGAAGGUCACCUACCUACCUAGACCAAAUGGAGCACCGAGGCAAAGUGGACAGAGGGGUGAGGGUUGUGGGCUUGCGGAAUGGAGCCCGCUGACCCUGGCAGGGUCCAUCCUUUUCUUUCUGUGAGAUCUGCCGAGAUUACCUUUCUGUUCCUUGCCGUUCCCCUCCUGUCUGUCCUUGGUAGAGCAGUGGUGUCUCCAAUGAACUUGUUUCCUCGUUUUGCAUCUUGUGAAAUGUUUUUUUGUAUUUUUGUUGAAGGUUAAACAUUUGUAUAAAUUGUAAAUAUAUUUGGUUUAUUACAGUAAAGGCUUUAGUACCAAUAAGUGGUUUUCCU